Molecule: messenger RNA, 1641 nt
Organism: Adineta steineri
Lineage: Eukaryota; Metazoa; Rotifera; Eurotatoria; Adinetida; Adinetidae
Source: the annotation of a GenBank genome assembly
AUGAUUCCUACAGAUGAUACUUGGCAAUCGUAUCCUUUAAUCAAACAAUCUAAAGUACGGAAAUUAUCUACAUAUACAUCAUCAACAUGUAGUAGUGGAAGUUCAACGAAUAAUUCACCAAAGAAUAGUAAACAGAAAAAAUAUGAUUAUUAUCAUCGUCAUUAUCCUCAUAAUGCCGGUGAUACAGAUGAUGGUUAUGCAAGUUUUACUACAACUAGUACGAUAUUAGGUGGUAGUAAUAAUAGUUCAACAUUAAAUAAAGAUGAUAGUGCCUAUUAUACAUCUGGUUCAGAACAGUUAAUAACUAAACCAGUAUCAUCAUUGACAAUAGCUGUUGAAAGUGAUUCGGAUAAAUCGGAAUUAUUUGAUGAAGAUGAUGAAUUGGAAGAUUUAAUUGAUUGGUCUUCGUUAAAUAAACAAGUACAAGCACUUGUUUCUCGUUUUGAUAAAUGGCUUCAUAAUCCAUUGCCUGAUCGUUGCAUACCUAUUAAAAAGACUUAUGUUGAACAUGCAUAUCCAGUUUUACAACGACGAACAUCUUCAAUACCAUUAUCAAUUAAUUUAGCUACUGAUGAUAAGAAUGAAAUGCCUGAUCAAACAAAUUAUGCUGUUAGUUUUGUACAAAAUAAUGAAAUAUCUAAACAAAAAUCUAAUACAUUAUUGAAAAAUCCUCGACCUCGUGUACAUUUUAAUCUUGAAACUGAACAACUUCAACAUUGUACAACUUGUUCAAGACUUAUACAAUUAACAUCUUCAACAAAUAAACAACGUUCAGCAAUUUCAUGUUCCUAUUGUGAACAAAUCUAUUGUAGUAAAGCAUGUCAAAAAUCUGAUUGGCCAAUACAUAAACGUCAAUGUAUUCUAGCAAAUUCUUAUUCAUGUUGUGGUCAUAUAUUACAUUUAAUGAAAAGUAAUAUUCAUUUAUUAAAACGUUUAAGUACAUUAGCAUCAAGUGGAUAUUUAUCAUCUGGACGUGGUGCUACAUUACUUUAUUUUGAUAAUAUGAAAGAAGCUGAUGAUUAUGUACAUUCAAAUACAAUUGAAAAUACACGUUUAAUUGCUAUUUAUUGGUCAUUAAAUGAUAGUAAAACAGAUCGUGCUAUAGAAAAUCUUCGUUUAACAGAAUAUAAUCAUUUAAAAGAACUUUGUAUGAAUUAUGAUCCAAGUAAAGAAUUUGUUUGUCAUGUUACUAUACGUGUUGAUGCAGAUAAAAAUAUUCAACCUAAUACAUAUGUUAGUCGAUCAAUUGUUCAUAAAUUACCCGAAAUUUCACCAUCAAAUAUAUAUUCGUCGAAUACAUAUCCAACUUUAUAUUUAACAUCAUUGAAUUAUGAUGAUGCUAUUAAUGAUGAUCAUCAUAUGCGUCAAGUAUUUUUUGCUAAAUUACAAGUUGAAUUACGUCAACGUGGAAUCGAAAUUGAACAACAUUAUCCUGAAUUGUAUAAUAAAUUAUGUGAUUAUAUAUCAGCAAAAUCUGAUCAUGAAACAUUUGUACCAUUUACACCUAUAUGUUUAUUUAUGAGACAUCGUCAUUCUCAACAAUUAUUUAUGUGUGUUAUAACACCUGAAUCAGAACCAGAUCGAUCAUGGUUACUUGAUCGAUGUUUAAUUGAAAAACAAUUAACUAAUUAUGAUAGUUGA